Molecule: messenger RNA, 8525 nt
Organism: Sarcophilus harrisii (Tasmanian devil)
Lineage: Eukaryota; Metazoa; Chordata; Mammalia; Dasyuromorphia; Dasyuridae
Product: zinc finger protein 260-like
Exons: 3
Coding region: 2637-4796 (719 amino acids)
Biological process (GO): negative regulation of transcription by RNA polymerase II; regulation of immune system process; regulation of cytokine production
Cellular component (GO): nucleus
Molecular function (GO): DNA-binding transcription repressor activity, RNA polymerase II-specific
Source: RefSeq, a predicted model, not a curated record
CUCAUUUUUAUUCUACUAUUCUUAUUUGAUUUUUAAAAAUCCUUUUUUAGCUGUUUGAGGAGGAAUGUUUGGACAUGCCACCAAUUCUUAUUUCUCUUUGAGACUUUGUAUUAGAGGCAUUUUGACCUUGUCUCCUGAAUUUGUCUUUUGACUUUCCUUUCUAGUUUCAAUUUCUAUUGUCAAGGUUUUUUUUGAUUUGUUGUGGCAAAUGGCACUAAUCCAAACUUUUUACUCUUGGGCCAGGAGCUUGGCCACUGACUAGCAGCAUAUGCAGAGCCACAAGGGCUGUCUCCUUGGCAGUUGUGCCAAGGGCCCUGGAACUGGCUGUUUACUUGCUGUGCCAGGGGGGUCUCAGUUAUUGAUCUGUGUGCUCCCCUUUUACUCAAGUGAGACAGAUCUUUUUCACACCCCUUCUAAGUUAUCUAAACCUGGCAAAUUAUUUCUCCCCAUUAUUUUGUAGGUUCUAUCACUCCAGAAUCUUAAUUGAAAGUUAUUUCAUAGGAAACUGGAGAGAGUUCAGGCAAUAUCCUGCCUUUUUUCUCCCAUGUUGACUCCACCAUUUCUAUUUUUCACUCCUUUCAGCCUCCCUCCACCUGUUGUUUGGGGUCUCUGCCCUAAGGGCAGGGCCAAGGACUUAGUAAUUCCCCUAGAAGCUCACACUCUCUAAAUUCAUGUAGGCUACCCCAUGUCCAGGAAAAAAAUAGAAAGACAUCUGUUCUAUUGUAAGCCCCCUACCCCCACCCCCAACAGCCUGCGGAAAACUAAGUCCCGGUCCAAGCAGGGAGCCUGAAGCCAGAGGGAAUUACUCCUGAGAGUCACAAACCCCUACCCAAGAUUAGUGUAUUCUGCCCACAGAUGUGGCCUCAGCUGAAGAGGCCAUUUCCACAGAUCGGGAAGAUAGUUUGUGAGGCUGGCCAUCUCUCUUAUGUUCGAUCCUUACUUUACAAAAAUAGGCAGGAAAGUGAAUAUAGUAAUAACAACAUUGUCUCCUCUAUCCUAUGUUUUGAAGUCAUUCAUUUUCCCUUUGGCAUCUUCAGCACUAUCCCCUUUUUCCAAUUGCUGCCCCCAAAUGUUUGUUUAAAUUCUCCCUCAUUACAAAUGACUGACAAGGAUGACCACUUCACUUAUGUGUCUAUCUUGUAGGUAUCAUGUCUUUGCUUUAGUCCAGUACCAUCUCCUCACUACACACACACACACACACACACACACACAAUCUAAACACUCCCUGUGUCCUGUGGCCAAGCUCUCACUUGUAGUAACUGAAGGUCCCAGAAACCCUUGACCCUGAGUGUUAUCUGGAGCAGAAUUCUGGAAGCUUCCCCAGCUCUUGUCCUCUCCCUGGCUGGUAGCAGAGCAGAAAUUGCUCUCCUGUAGCUGCUCAGCUCCUGCUGCCUGAGGCCACGCAGAUAUCCCCAAAUCUCUCUGAAUCCCUUCUCUUUACCAUUUUUGUGUGGUUAGUAUUAUUACUUUAACCUUAAAUAAAAAAUAAGAGAAGAAAAAAAUUUUGGGGUAACCAGCAAAACAUAAAAGCAGAUUCAAUAUAAAACAAACCUGUAUAAUAAAUGCUACACAUGGUUCAGAAGUUGUCCAGCAUUUCUUUACUUUGUGGUAGGUUUUCUGUUGUUCCAUUUUAUUUUCUUCACCUCUUGAGUCCCCUCCAUACCCCUAAAGCUGCAAUUAGAUACUUCUAGAAUCAUUUACUUAAACAAUGCUCAUCCCAAGCGUUUCUUUCCCUUUACCAUUUCUUAGGUCAAAGCAACAGGCAUUUAGAAAGGGAAGAGGCUUUCUGUAUAUAUAUAGGAGAUGCAAAGAAAGAAAAACCAGUCCCUGCCCUCAAGAAGUUUCCAUUCCAACAUGGAAGACAACAUGUCAGCAGCUGUGUCCACACUAGCGGUGUACAGUGUAGAUGGGAGGCCUUUGCAUGACUGUGCUUCCAAGUGUUCUCAUAGAGGAUGUGACCUUUGAGUAAAGCCUUUCUCUCUGCUUCAGUUUGUUUUUGUAAAGUGAUGACCAUUAGGCCAGAUCCAUUAAGAAGUGUGUGAUUCUGAAAUUUGGAACGCAAACUCUUACAAAAAUGAAUGUUGAAAAUGAGCUGUACUUGCAUUUGGAAAAAUAAAAUACUCUUGGGGGAGGAAGGAUAGUGGUUUCAUCUGCAUAAGAUUUAAUUUCUGGCUUUUGGAAAAUUCACAAGAUCUUUUUUUCUACUCAGAGAUCAUGGAAAACUUAUUGGCUUCACAUAUAGCACUAAUUUCAUCUCUAAAAAUACGCAUCUCUCUCUCUCUCUAAUAGAACCCAUAACUUUUCUGAUUCCAGAGAUAGUCCCAUUUCAUAAUAAGACAUUUCUCAGUUUUAUUCCACCUAAAAAUAUAAAAUGUGUUUCUCUAUAUUCCACUGGUGUUUGGGGGACUUUGGCUCUGAAUUCAGGGCUGUCCCCAUUGGGCAGAUCUCUCCUCCAUGCUUCAGGUCCCUUCUGUAAAUUGAGGAGCGUUGGAUUAGGUCAGUUAUGAAGCGAGCUUCAACUCUUAUGUCCUCUGGGUGUUAGUGUUUUAGGAGUUUGUGACAUUGUGAGUGUGGACUUCAGCCUGGAGGAGUGAGGUCUGUUGGAUCUGGAUGAGAAAGAGCUGCACAAGGAGGUCAUGCUGGAGAAUGCUGAGAACUUGCUCUCCCUGGGACUUCCAGUUCCCAGAGAAGAUUUCUUCUCCCAUGUGGAGAGAGGAGGCCUAAGGAACUCCUGUCCUGAUAUGGAGACACCGUUUGGUAUGAAGGAGAUGAGUGCAAAUCUGAAAAUGAUCUCAUGGAAAGAUCUUUUUCAAUAUCGUGAAUACAGGACUGCUUUUGCCAACCACAAAAGAAACCACACUGGAGAAGAACAUUGUGAAUGGAAUACACGCAAAAGAGUUUUAAGAAAGACUUCCAGCAUUGGUAAAGAUAAGAAUAUACCUCCUGAAGAGAAAACACCUGAGUGUCAUGAAUGUAAUAAAGCUUUUCUUGCACUCUCUUCCCUUGUCAAGCACCAGAGAAUCCAUGUUGGAGAGAAACCUCAUGAAUGUAAGAAACAUGGAAAGACUUCUAGAGAGCAAUCUGCUCCUGCUGAACAGGAGAGAAUUCACACAGAAAAACAAUCUUACAUAUGUAAUCAAUGUGGAAAGGAUUUCCAAUGUUAUUCCAAAUUGGCUCAACAUCAGAGAAUCCACACUGAAGAGAAACCUUUCGAAUGUAAUGAAUGUGGAAAGACUUUUGUAUGCAAUUACAGUCUUCAUGAACAUCAGAGAAUCCACACUGGAGAAAAGCCUUAUGAAUGUAAUGACUGUGGAAAGACUUUCAUAUAUCGCUCUAGUCUUGCUGAUCAUCAGAGAAUCCACACUGGAGAGAAGCUUUAUGAAUGUAAUGAAUGUGGAAAGACUUUCAUAUAUCGCUCCCAUCUUGCUGUCCAUCAGAGAAUCCACACUGGAGAGAAGCCUUACGAAUGUAAUGAAUGUGGAAAAACUUUUGUAUGCAGUUACAGUCUUCAUGAACAUCAGAGAAUCCACACUGGAGAGAAGCCUUAUGAAUGUAAUGAAUGUGGAAAGACUUUCAUAUAUCGCUCUAGUCUUGCUGAUCAUCAGAGAAUCCACACUGGAGAGAAACUUUAUGAAUGUAAUGAAUGUGGAAAGACUUUCAUAUAUCGCUCCCAUCUUGCUGACCAUCAGAGAUUCCACACUGGAGAAAAGCCUUAUAAAUGUAAUGAAUGUGGAAAGGCUUUUGUACGUAGUUACAGUCUUCAUGAACAUCAGAGAAUCCACACUGGAGAGAAGCCUUAUGAAUGUAAUGAAUGUGGAAAAACUUUCAAAUACAAAAAUAGUCUAGUAAGCCAUCGUAGAAUCCACACUGGAGAGAAUCCUUAUGAAUGUAGUGAAUGUGGAAAGACUUUCAAAUAUACAAACAGUCUCGCAAAACAUCAGAGAAUUCACACUGGAGAGAAGCCUUAUAAAUGUAAUGAAUGUGGAAAGGCUUUCACACAGUGUUCCAGUCUUGCUGUUCAUUGGAGAAUCCACACUGGAGAGAAGCCUUAUGAAUGUAACAAAUGUGGAAAGACUUUCACAUCUCACUCCAGUCUUGCUGUCCACCAGAGAAUUCACACCGGAGAGAAGCCUUAUGAAUGUAAUGAAUGUGGAAAGGCUUUCACAAAGCGCUCCUAUCUUGAUGCACAUCAGAGAAUGCACAAUGGAGAGAAGCCUUAUGAAUGUAAUGAAUGUGGAAAGGCUUUCACAAAUUGCUCCAGUCUUGCUGUCCAUCAGAGGAUUCACAGUGGAGAGAAGCCUUAUGAAUGUAAUCAAUGUGGAAAAGCUUUCACAAAGCGCUCCUAUCUUGAUGCACAUCAGAGAAUGCACAAUGGAGAGAAGCCUUAUGAAUGCAACAAAUGUGGAAAGAUUUUCACAUCUCACUCCAGUCUUGCUGUCCAUCAGAAAAUCCACACUGGAGAGAAACCUUAUAAAUGUAAUGAAUGUGGAAAGGCUUUCAUAGAUGGCUCUAAUCUUGCUAAACAUCAGAGAAUUCAUUCUGGAGAGAAGCCUUAUGAAUGUAAUGAAUGUGGAAAGGCUUUCACAAGGCGCUCUUAUCUUGAUGCACAUCAGAGAAUGCACAAUGGAGAGAAGCCUUCUGAAUAUAGUGGCUGUGGAAAGACCUUCACAGGGCGCCACAAUCUUGGUAAACAUGAGAAAAUCCACAUUGGACAGAAACCGUCAGACAAAGCUCAAAUUUUGCUUAACAACAGAGAGUGCACAUUAGAGGAAAACUUUUCAGUGUCUGGAUCAUGAUAAAGUUUUUAAUAUAGGUUAGUCUGAGUAGACAUGGGAGAUCUUAUGCUAGAUGUAAAAUCUCAUUGAUAAUAUCCAUGUGGAAAAACAUUCAGGCUCACUUCAUCCUUGAAUUGCCUCUAGAAAAUUCCUAGAAGAUGGAAAUCACGGAUAAUGACAUAAAGAUGGAGGAUAGAGCUUGUCAUUCAUCAGGGAUUUUCUGCUUGGGAACAAAUCUUCUAUGGACUUGACACAGGAAGGUCUUUAGUCCAGGUUCAUCUCUGAGGAUACGGAGUGGAGAGAAGACUUAGUAAUAUGCUGAAGGAAGACAUGCCCUUACCUGGAAUAUAAAGGUCAAUAUAAACCAUAAUAUUCAUACUCAAAAGAAGCAUUAUAUAAAAUGUACUUCCAGAAAGGCUUUCACCUGGAUUUCAUCUUUUGCGUAGAAAUCUUGCUGCAGAUGAAACAUGUCAAUAUAAUGAAUGAGGGAAGCCCUCUUCCUACAGCACAGAUCUCAUUAGACAUUGGAGUUUUAUUCUGUGUAUAAACUCUGAAAAUAGAUUGAGUUUUUCUCUGAAAUCCCAAGAUUUGUGUCCAGAGAAGAGUCUGUCUAAUGGGUGAAAACAAUUGGUUUAAUCUCCUUUCUCAAUCAGUAAUGAUUAAGAGAUUUUAUCUGAUUUUAAAUUGUUUUUAUUACUUAAUUUUCCCCUUCAUUCUCUUAUUUAUUCCCAAAUUCUUUGGCUUUCCAUCUGUGUGACAUCAUGUGUUCCAUGUUCUAAUUUUCUUUUAAAAUAUCUAUAAAUGUGGCCUAGGUCUCCAUUUUGACCUUAUCUUGUUACCUUGUGUUGGAUGGGUUUGAAGAGAAGUGAGGCCUCUUCAGAAAUCUGACCCCCACAAGAGUGCCAUAGUUUAGGGCUACAGGGGUAAGGCAUAUAAGUCCAAUGCAAUCUUUUUUCAUCCUGUAGGCAACUGUGAUAGACAUCAUUGGCAGGAGACGGGUCAAUGUCCUAUCCCCCUUCUCCGUUGGGGUCUUGCUUUCAUCUUCCUGUUGUUCUUUCUUUUGGAGGGUUUCCCUGGAUACCCAGGGCCUUAUCUUCAUGGCUUAUUUGUUGACACAUGCAGAUGUUUCUCUCUGGGACCUAGACCAGUUCUGCAUUUUUUGGAAAAGCGCAAGCACAAUCUCAACCCUACAUUAGUAAUUUGGCUGGACCAGACCAAUGACCCUGCCUAUUCCUCCUUUUGUCUGUUUGAUAAGGAGGAUUUUAAUAUCUUCAUUGUCUCUUAUAGCAAUAUUACAUCAAGAAGAUAUCCAAAACGUGGAUCAGGAGUCAAAUCCAUCUGCCAUGUGUCCAGUGGAUGAAGGCCUCUCAGAUGGUGGACUAUUAACUUGAUUUAGUAGACAAUAAUACUUUAAUUCAAAAUUCCAAAAAUAUUAGUUAUAAUCCCAAGAAAUAAGUAUUGCAUAGCUAAUAGUAAGAGUUCCAUCCCUGGGGGCAGCUAGGGGACAGUGGAUAGAGCCCUGAAAUCAGGAGGACUUGAGUUUAAAUCUGGCCUCAGACACUUCCCAGCUGUGUCACCUUGGGAAGUCACUUAACCACAAUUGCCUCUGCAAAAAAAAAAAAAACAAAAGCCAACAAUGGGAACAUGCAUGCACUGUAUACUUACUUCUGAAAGAAUAUUGAGGGUUUGAGCAACAUGGUUUGUUGGGAGGAUUAUUACUAAGAUUUCAGCUUUCUGUGAUGGUGUAGUCAUUUUGUAUGGCAUUACAUUAAAUAAUAUUCUGAUUGCCCUGAAAUAAAGCCAUCCAUGAAUGCAGUAAGUAUAGAAUCAAUAGGAUAGUUGUUUAUUAUCUUUGGGAAUAUUUUUUCAUUGAUUUUUUUUUUCACAAAAGGUGAGUACUUUUGUAGAGGGUUUAUGAUUAUCUUACCAUUGUAAGUAAAAAUUACACCUUGUAGUCACUCCAUUCUGAAAUAUUCAAGACCUUAUUUUAGAUUUUGUAUAUGGUUGAUGUCUGAUUAACAAGGAGAGCUGAGUUGGAGUUGUUUGUUGAAUGUAUUCAUUAGAUAUACUAUCAUUGUAGAAUAUGGCAUAAGAGUUACAGGAGAGUUUUAAUGAAGGAUCUCCUUAUAAAGUAGAGAAUAAAUGGGAAAGUUGAUGUAGCAUGAUCUGUAGCAUGAGUCAAAGUCAAUAUCACCUAACAAUUUUUGAAAAUCAUGAAGAUUUUGUAAUGGAUCUCUUGUCUCAAGUUUAUGGGAUUAGAUGAUUUGAAAAUCCAUGAGACAGCCAAGAUGUAAAAAAUAGGAUUGUCUCUAAAUUUUUUCAGGAGUCAUUACCAAACCUCAUGAAUAUAGUCUUGUUCUAAAUCAUGUAUUAAGAAAUUGAGAUUGUUUACAUCUUUACUGCUAUAUAAAAUAUGAUCUUUAUAGUGAAUUAUCUUGGAAGUUGGAUAUUUCAGUCUUACUAAUGAAAUAGCAUAUUGAAUAUAGUGCUAAUUAAUUAAAACAAUAUAGAAGAAGGGGUUUCAUGGGGGACUUCAGGGAAAUCAGUGUGAGCCUGAAGGACAAUCAGUGUAAAUAUGGAGUCAGGAGAUGGAGUGUCCUGGUCAAAGAAUCAAAAAGGGUCUUGUUCCAGUGGUUGCUGCACAUGUGGAGGGGAAGUAAGGUGAAAGAAGACUGAGGAGGUGGGAGACGGACAGAUGAUGAAGGGCUUUAAAAGUCAAGUAGAGUAUUCUGUUUGAUCCUGGUGAUAAGGAAAGUUUAUUGAAUUGUCCGUGACAGGAAGAGAAGUCUUUUAGAGAGAUGAAUUUGACAGUUGGGUGGAGGACAGUCAAUGGGGAUGACUUAAAAUGGGGAGGUCAUCCAGAAUUCUGUUUUGCCUUGUAUAUGAGGUGAUUGGGCAUAAAGUUGAGAAAUAAGUGGGUGCAUGUGAGAUACCAAAAGACAGAAUCAAUAGGAUUGAAGUGGGAGUGGGGUGGGGUAUGGAUAUGUGAGAGAUGAUGAAGUGUACAUGGUAUCUAGGUUAUGAGAUAGGACAAUUGGGAGGGUAUCCUGGCUAAUAGUAGGAAAGUAAAAAUAAGAAUUUUUUUUUGGGGGGGGGAGAAAUAGUGAAUUUUGUUUUGAACUUCAUUUUGAGAGAAAAACCAGGAGAAAAUAUUGUCAAAAAAGCUAGAAAGAAGAGCCAGUCGAGGUAAAGGGGAUAACUGGCAAUAGGGAAGGAGCCAAUAGACAAGAAAAGAAUGAAAAUUGAAGAAAACCAUGGAGAUGAUACAAGAAGGAAUAUAUGUGGUGAAGAGACAGAUUGGGAUCAUUUAUACAUAUAAUAGGACAUGCCUAUUAUACAAGAAGAGCCACCUCUUAAUAAAAGACUAAUUGUACUGCAAGGGGAAAAAAAAGCAUUUGAUGAGAGAUGAGGAAGAAAUAAGAGAAUUCUUGGGAAUGGUCCAAUUUCUUUAUGAAGUGACAUGCUCAGCUGAAUGAGUGGUGAAAAGCAAACCAAGAGCUUUAGAAGGAAUGAAAAGAUGUGGAAAAGCUUCUGUGGUGAGUGGAAUAGGGAGUCAAAAGAUUGCCUUGCCACAGUGAAAGCCCACUUGAUAUUAUGUUGCUUAAAUUUGUAGUGGAUGCAAACAGCCCAAUUUCAUGAUUUUCUCUGUCAAUAUUCAGCACCAUGUGGGUAAGAUAGGGACCACUUUUUUCUUUUCUUAUUGCCAAAGCCAAGCAAUAGUAAUGGUGAUGGUGGGCAACCUUAUUUUAC